AUGGAACUUAUGACUUCCAAGUACACCAUUGACCUGGUAGACCGACACGUCGCUGCAAUACGCAAGCUUUGCAAGGUCUGCUGCAAUGGUUUCCUCUUGAAGCACUUGGAAGCACUGGUCGACCUGCUACAUUUGGCCGUCGAAAGAUUUGCUGAAGGCCAAGACUUGGCGCAGGCUUUGUGUGACUUCACCCGCGUGGCAUCACAGCCGUUUGUCAGCUGCAAGACUUCGGACAUGAUCACCUACGGCCACCACCUCCCUGCCUUCAUCAAGGUGGGCCCUGCUCUCUUGGUCAACCGCACUUUGUUGCCAGAGUUCUUCGAACAGGGCUUGGUCAGUGUCCUGACCUACACACUGCCGGGAGCGAGUGAGGCCCGACAAGAGCGAAAGGCCAUGUUCGAGCGCCUUCGGAUCGAGGUCGCCCACACCCUGGCUUGCUGGGCCCGUUUCGGCCUGGACGAAGACAGCGUAGAGCUCUUGCCGAAUCAGCCGCUGAUCCAAGCGGUCGCGGAUUCCGGGACCCCAAAUUUGCGGAUUCUGCGACAGUCCAACGUCAUGGAUGCAGUCUCCGCCUCCUUCCGCUCGGAAGACAGCCCCGAGUCUAUCGUCAUCACCCUUGGUGCGAUCCGCGACAUGUCCUUGUACAGGCCCCUCGCAUGCCAGAUUACCAAUUGCGGUUUGAUCUCCAACCUUGUCCACGUCAUCCGUGUGAAUUUGCUCGGCUCUGACGUCCUGCUUGUGGCGGCAGAGGUUCUGUGGAAUGUUCUGGAGCUCGACUGGGAUGGGGCGACCGAAGCCCUCGGCCAAGAGGAGGUCAUCGAGUCUUUCCGCGAUUUCAUGAAUGCCGUCCUCACCCGCGGAUACCGGUUUAAGGACAAGAUUUUCCGGAACGACAUGAUGGUCCUCCUCAUGUACAUCUCCAAGCGUGUAGAAAAUCGCACCCUCUUCGCCUCCACCGGGCUUAUGGCGCUGCUCCUGAGCUAUGCCGUGUCAGAGGCACGGCGAAGGGAGUUGCUGCAGAGCGGCUUUUUGGAGAAGUACUUGCGAGAGGCCCGUGUGUUGCCUGACCUGGGCGAUGGUGCCAAGGCCUCCAAGGGUAUACCCCUCACCAACACCCAGGAGGACAUGGAAUUCCGCACCUUGCUUUGGGGCACUUUGGCGCGAUGCUGCUCCUCCGAGCCAUGUGCCGAGGCAGCUGUGCAGUGUGGCUUCGUGGAGUCCCUCCUCGAGUGCUUGGAUGCCGAGGCACCGCCAGAGAAGUGGAGCCAAGAGCAACGGCGACAGGUACAAUUGGAAGCCUUGUCCUCCUUGUUCCAGCUGGUACAAUACGUGCCGGACGCCUUCAUGGAGGCACAGGGCAAUGCUAUGGUCUUGCAGCUGCUUCAGGCAACGCGAAGCCGGGAAGUUCAGAAGAAGUGCCUUCACUUACUGCAGGUCGCUGUGCGCAUGGGCCCACACUUUGCCGAGAAUCUGGGUCAGCUUGGAGCCGUGGGGACUUUAGUGGAGCUCUUCACGGACAAGGACAAUCCCAUGACCUCCAGGCAAAUGUGCGCCUCGGUCUUGGCGACCAUGUGCAAAGAGUACCCCGAGAAUGCUCGCGAAUUCCGAAAAAAGGACGGUGUCGAGGCCAUGCGUGACGAGGUGGUCUACCGGCCCGGUGAGACCACUGACAACCACCUCUUCUAUAGCUUAUGUGUGGUGGAUUGUGUGUGGAACGCCGUCGUAGGAACCCGCAAGAACGAGAUCCGGUUCUUGGACGCAGGUGGGCUUUUCGCACUUCUCGAUUGCCUCGAGGUGGCUCCGAUGCUCCUGAAGCGGCAGAUCAUCGGAUGCCUGGCAGAUCUUAUGGAAUACAAGAAGGCCGCCAAGCUCUUCACGCAGUGGAACUCGCAGGUGACCAUGAAGGGUGCGCUGAGACUUCUCCUAGAGCUUUGGCAGUGUGAGCAGCAGGCACAUGGCAUGUCGCUGCAACAUGCAACGCAUCGCCGCUUUAAGCCACAGGCCGCAGGGAAUUUGGCUCCGGAUGGUGUGAUUCGUGACCUGGAACAGCCUCUGAAUCCUCGGGCACCACCAACGCUGGCUCUUGGCGAACUCAUCGAUGACGGUGACAGCACCGUCACCAGCACCAGCCGUUUCGCCGGGAAAUUUCGACACGCCAAGAACUUUGCAGACACGGCCGGCACGGGCACCAGCGUAACGACGGCCAGCCAUGGAAGAACGCAGAAGGCGCGGGCCGCCCUGCAGGAUGACGUUUGCGCAUGGCAUGUGGCAUCGUGGCAGCGCGUGGCAAACGAGGCCUUCGAGAAGGCCCCGGCUUCGGCACAGCAGCGGCAAGGAUCGCAGUGGCUCUCCAGCGGCAUUGAACAGGACCCAGCCUUCGCACUUUUCCCGAUUGCAGGCCGAGCCAAGAUCUACGCCGUGCUGAAAUGCAUCGGCUUCGAGUGUCAAGAGACCCUCAGCAUCGCAGAGAGGCAGCAGAUGGAGCUUGUCAAGCUCUUUCCAAUGGCAGUGGAGCUUGAGAUGUGGAUCAAGGUGCAGGAGAGUUUGGCCAACCGGGGCAUCAAGCCCGUGAGCGCAGACAGGCAGUGGAUCGAGGAUUGUGUGGUGGAGCGCAGAGACCAAGCAGCCUGGGUGCAGAACAUCCAGAAGAAGUUGGCCGAAGAGAGGCAGACCGAGGAGGAGGCAAGCCUGGAGCGCUUCUACAAGGAUCUCCGCGGCCGCGCCCAGAUCCAGAGGAUGACGCAGCCACCAGGUUACCCGCCGCACCUGGGUAGUAAAGACAGUGACAUGUGGAAUGAGCGCCUACCUCGGACG
Molecule: messenger RNA, 2814 nt
Organism: Symbiodinium sp. CCMP2456
Lineage: Eukaryota; Dinophyceae; Suessiales; Symbiodiniaceae
Source: the annotation of a GenBank genome assembly